GCUCCAUCUUCUCUCCCAGGGGUCUCAAUUUUUCAUUUACAAUCCACUCCACUGCAUGCCAGUGAGUGCGCCGUUUGAAGUGCCAGAGUGUGUGUGUGUGUGUGUGCGUGUGUGUGAGCAGUGCACGGCGUGGAGCAGAGCAGAGAGCCAACAGCUCCGGGAAGGCGGUGGAGUGGAGUGGAGUGCCCUGCCUCCUCUCGACGCUUUACACACAUGCAUCUGAAAGGCAUCAGCAUUUCUGGAUCGGCGCUCAGACAACAACUCCGUGGAGCUCGAGGAGUUUUUUUCUUGCUGAAUACAUUGACAAAAGAGAUUACGUGGCUCUGAGUAAACGGAAUCAUCAGACUUCGUGGUCAUCACAGUCAAAUUAAGUUCUACAAAGUUUUAAACUAGGUUAUCUCAACCUGGAUCUGGAGGAGCUGCUUUCCUAUAGGUAGCGACCAAGAGACGAAGACACCGUUUUGGAGGCAAUGACUAUCUUGAGUUUGCCUUAAGAUAUAUGCAAGGAGGAACCGUUUGGUUAGCAUAAUACACUUGCCAUUUUUUUUAUCGUAUUUGCGUCAUGACUUCUAGCUAUGCACAUGUAAUGGACAGACAAGCAACCAUAUCCAGCAGACUGGAGAGUCCCAUUACAGCCAACCUGGAAAACCUGCAAGCCAAAAAGAACUUCUCGGUGAGCCACCUGUUGGAUCUAGAGGAGGCAAGAGAAAUGGUCGGUUCUCAGGCGGAUGAAAGUGUUGGCGAAACGGGCAGGACUAUGCUGGAAUCUCCGGGUUUAACGAGUGGCAGUGAUACAACACAACAGGAGAAUGAGCAGCUGAACUCAGAAGAAAAGAAAAAGCGGAAACAGCGGAGGAAUAGAACCACGUUCAACAGCAGCCAGCUGCAGGCGCUGGAGCGAGUGUUUGAGCGGACACACUACCCAGAUGCCUUUGUUAGAGAGGACUUGGCACGUAGGGUCAAUCUCACUGAGGCUAGAGUUCAGGUGUGGUUCCAAAAUAGACGGGCAAAGUUUCGGCGUAAUGAGCGGGCGAUGCUGGCCAGUAAGAACGCUUCACUUCUUAAAUCCUACUCAGGAGACGUAACAGCAGUGGAGCAGCCUAUCGUCCCCCGUCCCGCACCACGUCCAAAUGACUACCUAUCCUGGGGAAGCGCAGCCCCAUACAGCACCAUGGCAACCUACUCACCCACUUGUGCCAACACCACUUCCACCCAGGGAAUGAAUAUGGCCAAUAGCAUUGCUAAUCUGAGACUGAAGGCCAAAGAAUACAACCUCAAUCAGGUGCCUACUGUCAACUAAGCCUGAAAAGAGGGAUGGAAUGAGGGGACGUAGAAAAGUAAGACACACUGAGAAGAGAAGAACUCAGAAGAGCUGGAUUGGUUUACCGGUAACAGUGAUUUUUUUUGGCCUUCUGCAGUGUCAGAGCAGAGUGGAUGUGACUUUUGGCCCCCUCCUUAAACAAUGGAAUUGUGUUGUUGUCCCUCUCAAUUGGCUUUUUUCUUCAUCACAGAUGAAGGUACGUUUUUGAGAAACUCAAUCUCAUUUUGUACUGAUAUGAAGAUUGUAAAGACAGCACAUGUUCUGCUUUUUGGAGAUCAAGUCAACGAGCAGGGCUCCGCUAAAUCACUAAGAAGUGGCAGACGAAGCGCCUGGAUGCUGUAUGCUGUUCUUUCCAUGUUCUAUUUGGCUUUAUUUUGGGUCAUCCGGAUGGAAAGUAAAGAAACUUUCAAGGCACACAAUGGAGGACUGUUGUGCGCCAUUCACCACUGAAUGGUUUAAAUUACACCAGAAUUUUAAUGCGGAGAUUUGGCAACAAAGUGGCUCAAAAUGUCUCCAUGUCUGCCUUUGCUAAAAUAAAGACACAGUUGUGGACUUUAAUCAGUAGAUGAGAUGCUUAAAAUUGUCAGUGCUAACGGAAGCAUUGGGGCCAGAUUACUUAUUUUAAGGACUGAAUAUUACACCACUCUUUAAGGUUAAUACGGUUCCCCAUGGUGACAUGUAUCUGCUCACAGUACACAAUUAUGUUUCAGUUUUACCACAGGUGACUUUUUUCAUAUAUUUUAUUUUCUUCUUAUAUUUGGAAACUAUAUAGUAAUAAAACAUUUUCAAGAAAUAAA
Danio aesculapii is the source of this 2118-nucleotide messenger RNA. It is a transcript of the gene prrx1b, whose product is annotated as paired related homeobox 1b. Gene Ontology annotation, biological process: regulation of DNA-templated transcription. The transcript has 4 exons. NCBI's taxonomy places the organism in Eukaryota, Metazoa, Chordata, Actinopteri, Cypriniformes, Danionidae. The coding region runs from base 563 to 1300 and encodes 245 amino acids. Gene Ontology annotation, molecular function: DNA binding; DNA-binding transcription factor activity, RNA polymerase II-specific. The record is from RefSeq and is a predicted model, not a curated record.